AAAAAAAGACAUAAAUAUUAAUUAAAAUACCCAAGAAAAAAAAAUUAAAAAAAAUAAAGAGAGAUAAGCGUUUAGCAAAGCAAAGCAUUGGCAUUGCACAAAGAAAGACACCCUCUUUCUCCUCUACCUACAACUUUAUCUCAUAAAUUCAUCAAUACCCAGAAAACUCAAAUAAUAACUAUUCAUAUUCUUUGAUUUUUUCCAACCCGUUUUACCCAUUUCCAGAAAUUUAAUUAUUUGUGUUUUGUAUGUUUAAUAAACUCAGUUUCAUCCCCUUUCAAACGGAUUAAAAAGAUAGAAUUUUUCUGCAUUUUUUCUGUGUAAUUUUGUUGCAGAUGUAAGCAACUGAAGAUCUGUGGCCGAUCUUUGUUGGGAAUAAGACUGUUUAAAGUCUAUUUUUGUUGAUUUUUGUGCCCGAUCCUUGGUGGGUUUGUUGCUCAAAAGAAGGAUCUGAAAGGUGAAAGGGAUUAUGUUGUAAUCUCGAGGGAGCUAAUUUGUAUGGGUGGACGAUGCCAGAGCUGCGAAGUGGAGCACGAAGAUCGAAGAGGCUUGGUGAUCUUCAGCAGCCUGCCCCUGAAUUGAAUGAUCAGGGUGAGAAUCUUCUUCCACCUACACAAAACAAAACGAGGCGAAGAGGUGGUGGUAGAGGGAGAGGUGCGAAUGCUGCAGCUGGUGUAGCUAAAGGGGCCCAAGCAGCAGUAGGAGCCAGGCAAACCGGUGGUGCUGGUCGUGGUCGGGGUGUUAGAGUAAUAGAUUUAGACCCUGAAGUUCCUGGUGAAGGUGCUCAGGUUGCACCUGUAGGAGUUGCUGGUGCCGCACAAAAUCGAGUGGAGGUUGCCGCUGAUAAAGAUAUUCCAAUGGAGGGAGCAAGUGGUGAUAAAUUGGUGGCUGCUGAAGAGGAUACUAACCUUACACCUGUUCCUGAAAGGGUUCAAGUGGGCACUUCACCUGUAUAUAAGAUUGAGCGGAAGUUGGGUAAGGGUGGUUUUGGCCAGGUUUAUGUUGGCAGAAGAAUGGUUGGUGGUAGUGACAGGAUAGGACCGGAUGCUGUUGAGGUUGCUGUAAAAUUUGAACAUCGUAACAGUAAAGGUUGCAAUUAUGGCCCUCCUUAUGAGUGGCAGGUUUACAACUCCUUGAAUGGAUGCUAUGGCGUUCCUUCUGUUCACUACAAAGGGCGGCAAGCAGAAUUCUACAUUUUGGUCAUGGACAUGCUUGGACCAAGUCUAUGGGAUGUUUGGAACUCUCUAGGACAAUCGAUGUCUCCCAAUAUGGUAGCAUGCAUUGCUGUGGAGGCAAUAUCAAUCUUAGAAAAACUUCAUUUGAAAGGUUUUGUGCAUGGCGACGUUAAGCCGGAAAAUUUUCUUCUCGGUCAACCUGGAACUGCAGAUGAGAAGAAGUUAUAUCUUAUAGAUCUUGGUCUAGCAUCUAGAUGGAAAGAUGUAUCAUCUGGGCAACAUGUUGAAUAUGAUCAGAGGCCUGAUGUAUUCAGGGGAACAAUAAGAUAUGCAAGUGUCCAUGCACACUUGGGUCGAACAGGCAGUCGGAGGGAUGAUCUUGAGUCAUUGGCAUAUACUUUGAUCUUUCUUAUUAAAGGAAGGUUACCAUGGCAGGGUUAUCAAGGAGACAACAAAAGUUUUCUUGUUUGUAAGAAAAAAAUGGGCACCUCUCCAGAGUUGAUGUGUUGUUUUUGUCCUGCCCCAUUCAAACAUUUUCUUGAAGCUGUGACUGUCAUGAAAUUUGACGAGGAGCCAAAUUAUGCAAAACUUAUAUCACAUUUUGAUAGUCUAAUUGAGCCCUGUGCACCACUUAGACCUAUUAAAAUUGAUGGGGCCCUUAAGGUGGGCCAUAAACGAGCGCGGAUGCUCCUUACCAUGGAGGAAGAUGAGCAGCCAAAGAAAAAAAUACGAUUAGGUAGUCCAGCAACUCAGUGGAUUUCAGUUUAUAAUGCUCGUCGUCCCAUGAAGCAGAGAUAUCACUACAAUGUUGCCGAUGCUAGGCUUAAACAACACAUUGACAAGGGAAAUGAAGAUGGAUUGUAUAUCAGUUGUGUGGCCUCAGCUACUAACCUGUGGGCCCUAAUAAUGGAUGCGGGAACUGGUUUUAAUUCUCAAGUGUGGGAACUAUCAAACGUCUUCUUGCAUAAGGAUUGGAUCAUGGAACAGUGGGAGAAGAAUUUCUAUAUCAGCUCGAUAGCUGGUGCAUCCAAUGGAAGCUCUUUGGUGGUUAUGUCUAAAGGGACUUCUUACACUCAACAGUCAUAUAAAGUGAGCGAUUCAUUCCCAUUCAAGUGGAUUAAUAAAAAGUGGAAAGAAGGAUUUCAUGUAACUUCCAUGACAACGGCUGGUAAUCGUUGGGGAGUAGUAAUGUCUAGAAAUGCAGGAUUUAUUGAUCAGGUUGUCGAGCUAGAUUUCUUGUAUCCGAGUGAGGGGAUACAUAGGAGAUGGGAGAGUGGCUACAGAAUAACUUCCAUGGCUGCAACGCCUGAUCAAGCAGCCUUUGUGCUGAGCAUUCCAAAGCGUAAAACGACAGAUGAAACGCAAGAAACUUUGAGAACCUCUGCCUUUCCCAGUACUCAUGUAAAGGAAAAGUGGGCAAAAAAUCUUUAUAUUGCUUCAAUAUGCUAUGGCCGAACCGUGUGCUGAUUUUGUGGCAUGUACAUAUCUCACUGAAGAUUUUUAAGUGCGCUCUCAAAAGGCUGGAACGGGCACUAACAACCGCUAUUUUGGGUGUUAGAGGGCGAGCCUCUUCUCAAUGUCCCAGGGGUAUACAGGCUUCCAUAACGAAAACCCCUCCUGUAUUUGUAAAAGGUAUCCGUAUAUAUACCAUUUGAGAGAUAGGGAACCAGAAAAUGGCUAAAAAGCGUUCAUAAAUUGGAAGAAUGCGACCUGGAAGCCAAGAUGAGUUAGAGGGUGUAAAAUUCUGCCUGAAAAAGACCAACUGAUAUUCAAUAUGGAAAUGGUAUUUUGUUCUUUCAUAUAAAUGGGAGAAGAAAUUCCGGCAGAGAUUAUUUUCACUGUAACUCCUAAUCUGCUGGAAUCUAUUUGGUAAUGAAAAAUCUUUCUUUAAUGUUAAACAUUCUUGCCUUGAUAGUUUGCUUAUAAAAGCUUGAAACCAUGAAUUUACCGCGAAAAA
Chenopodium quinoa (quinoa) is the source of this 3132-nucleotide messenger RNA. RefSeq names its product casein kinase 1-like protein HD16. The transcript has 17 exons. The record is from RefSeq and is a predicted model, not a curated record. Lineage: Eukaryota; Viridiplantae; Streptophyta; Magnoliopsida; Caryophyllales; Amaranthaceae. Gene Ontology annotation, cellular component: nucleus; cytoplasm. The coding region runs from base 510 to 2642 and encodes 710 amino acids. Gene Ontology annotation, biological process: endocytosis; signal transduction; peptidyl-serine phosphorylation. Gene Ontology annotation, molecular function: protein serine/threonine kinase activity; ATP binding.